ACGUUCUGAGUAGCACUGCAGUCGCUUAGUGUUGCUUACUGAAUACGCAUGUGAAAACCGGCACUACUCGUGCUAAAAUGUCGUCAUCGUCGCAAAAACCGUUCCGUAUACUUGGCCUGGCCUAUGUCGCGGUGGUGUCGAUUGGUGCACUCUGUGCGAUAAUCUACGGCAUUGUGAGAAUCGCUAAUGGCGACGAUUUUAUUGCCUACAAAAUGUUCGACCACAACCCUGGCGAAGCUUCCAUGGGACCGAAUCGAUCAUAUUUUUACGUAAUGCUGUUUAGUAGUCCCCUCCUGCAAGGUAUUGUGUGGCUUGCGUCCAGCAUCUUUCUGGCAGUUGGGAUUCUCAAGCACAACAUCGUUUUUGUCAGAGGAUACAGAGUCCAUUUCGUAGUGAUUUCUGCAGUGGCUCUUACGUUAUUCAUAGUAAUUCACGUUUACAAUUUGGUGCAUCGGAAAUAUCCCGUCUCAAUACUGUUUCUGGUGGUUGGAUCUUGUGUAAUGAUUGUUUUCUUCGUUCUCAUAAUGUGGAUACUGAACGGAGUCAUUCGUUACAUUGAAAGUGAACACAAAUUUUCAAAUUGGAUAUUGGACACGAACCACAUAGUUUAUCAAGUAGCGUGAUCUUGGAAAAUUGUAUUGUAGAAAUUCAUCAUAUAAGACCAUGCAAAUUAUACAAAAAUAUUCAACUAAA
Molecule: messenger RNA, 693 nt
Organism: Culex quinquefasciatus (southern house mosquito)
Lineage: Eukaryota; Metazoa; Arthropoda; Insecta; Diptera; Culicidae
Exons: 4
Coding region: 78-623 (181 amino acids)
Source: RefSeq, a predicted model, not a curated record